Paramuricea clavata is the source of this 10123-nucleotide messenger RNA. The record is from the annotation of a GenBank genome assembly. NCBI's taxonomy places the organism in Eukaryota, Metazoa, Cnidaria, Anthozoa, Malacalcyonacea, Plexauridae.
AUGGACCUUAUAAAAAAGAUGUUGUCUAUACCACCUGAACUACCGCUGACCUCUACUCAAAGCUUUACAUUCAUAUCUGCUUUUCUGGCGUAUUUUAUCGCGGGACUAACCAUGACCUUCGCACCUGAUCUCUGGAACAUGAUUCUACAUAUGGAUUUUGGCGCCGGCGGUAGAGGAUUUUUUAUUCUCGUUGGGUCCGGAAUGGUUGACAUAGGCUUAUGUCUUGUGGUUUUGGCCAGAAAUAAAGCUAGUCAAGUGCCAAAUGCCGGGCCUUUGCUUGUAACUGUGUUUAAUCGACUGGUGUUGGUCAACGGAGUUUUAAUAGUAUUAUAUAGCCAAGGAAUACUCAACGCCCGUUUUGCUGGGAUGAUAAGUGCACUUGACAGCACGCUAGCUAUUGUAACCUAUGUUAUCUGGGCGGAAGAGAAUACAGACUCAUCCUUAAUCAAAUUUUUUCAACAUAUCUGGUCGGCAAUAAGUCGCUUUUCCCUAAGGCCACAUCAGUACGCGAUAUUUCAACUCCUUGGCUUUGUUCAGCUCAUUGUGAGCCUUACGGCCCCUUCGAUCUUAUUGUCCAGUGGUAUUGUUCCUAGUAGUAUCGUAGGACGUCAUGCAGAAGGCUUAUUUCGUGUUUAUUUCGUCAUUGUUCUAUUUCACGCUCUUUUUCAUGUUUUGGCAGCGGAUUCACAAAAUUAUGCAAUAGCUUCCGUGUUCUAUCGUUUGACCUGGAACAUUCCCGUUUUUCUCGUGCUUGGCCUUACUGCUCAAAUAUCUGCUGAACUGGCUAAAACUUUUGUUAUGUAUGACGUAAUGUUCAUUCUGUUACAAUCACGAUUUUCACAAGAGGAAAUCACUCCAAGGCAAAGUAAAUACGUUAGGCUUGAUAUAUCAAUCCUUGGAAAAUCCUUUUAAUAUACAAGAAUUGCAAAGACAAAACUUUAUCAUCUAUAUGAAAAAUCCCACGGGACCAUUCAUGGCCACGGAAAUAUUAAUUAACGAAAUAAUUCAAACUUUCAUUUUGAUCUGACGUGCGUCAUUAAAAAAUCCAAUUUUAGAAAAACAAUGCGCUAUAUCGCUUUAUUUUGUCCAUUAACCUAUGUUCAAAUUUUACAUUCUUUUUUUUAUUACUAAUUAAAAAUGUGUCAUUAUUGUGGGUCGUCGCACGCUUCUUUUCGAAUUACACGAAACAACAGGCCAUUUUAAUGUGAAUCAGUUCCUAUGGACUAUGGGUGUGUUAAUUUGACUUAAUUUGAAAGAGGAAAUAUUAAAAAACAUGACCAGUCCGAUAUCUCCUGCAUAAACCUAAAAAUACAAAGUUGAAAAAUUUUUAAAUUUUGUACACCUAAACUUUUCGAUAACUGUAUCGAGUCCCUAAUUGAAUAUGAUAUUAAUUACCCUUGCGAAAAUAACUUUAUUAUAUGGACAAUGGUGUUUUACUGGAAACUAAAACACUCGUAGAACUUAUACGUCACUACAUCCGGGACCAGGUGCGCGUAUUUUCCGUAUUUCACCCCUGCUAGUGACAUACGAAGUUCGAAAAUUUCCCGCCAUUUUCAUUGUUGUUGUUUUGAAAAUACAAAUGGUCUUUGGUUCGUAUAUAAAACGAAAUUAACGUUGGAAAUAAAACGAAAACAUUUAAAAGACAUCUUGAGAUAAGUAAAAUUUAUUCUAGUUUUAUGUUUGCACUACAAUUAUAAAAAAUAUCGCUUUUAUACUGCAUUACUGCAGGUCUUUGACGAGCUUAUUUACAUGUCGUCUUUGUGUGUAUUUUUGUCACUCUGAAUAAAGGCGGAUUUCCAGUCCUCGCACGAAGCUCCUCGCAGCGCUCGCUGCGAGUGAUGCAUGAGCACUUUCAUCCAAUCACAAUGCUAAACAGUUCAUUUUAAUUAGAUGCAAGCACUCGCAGCGAGCUGCGAGAAGCUUCGUGCGAGGACUGGAAAACCGCCUUAAGUCCAUAUAAUAGACAGAACAUUAAACGGUUGCGAGAAGAUAUGGAUUUAUGUUCUCGUGUCAAAAACAAUAUCUCACUCGUUCGCUGCGCUCACUCGUGAGAUAUUGUUUUUGCCACUCGAACAUAAAAUCCAUAUCUCUUCGCAACCGUCUAAUAUCCUAUAUAUAUUAUAUUGCUAUUUUAAAACUAUUUUAUUACUAUCACCCCUAUUUUUAUGCUAUUUUAUCGAGAGGCAACCCUAUUUUAAUUCUAUCAUAAUAUUUCAUAUUUUAUUAAUGUUUUACUUUAUUUUAUUCCUAUUUUUAUAGGUAAUAUAAAUAAAAUCGUAUAUUUUAAUACUAUUUUCCAGAGCCUCAGCGAAAAAAUAGGUUUAUUAUAUAUCAAUGGUCAAAGUCGCAUUUUCUAGUGUUUUAUUGGUUGAGAGCAUAUCACGUGAGAGUGACGAAAUUAGGCUGUCUCCCUCGCAACAGCGCGAGAGGGAGAUAAUACGUACGUUAUCGACCGGCGAAUAACAGAAAAAAAUCACGUGCGCCAUCACGUGAAGAUGCGACCUUGGCUUUGGACAUGCCUAGUACGUAAUUAAAACUUUCGCUUUAAGUAACUGCAGUGUAGCCAGUGUUUAAUAUAACGUUUUAACAAUAAAAUAUUUCAUGUAUUUACGUCCAUUUGUUCUUUAAUUUGUUGUUUCUUUGACUAUUGAUAUAUAAUAAAACACUUAUUUACUGAGACCUCGGGAAAGCAGUGCCAGUGUGUUUUGUGGACCCUCGACCGUCGACGGUCUUGGGUCCACAAAACACACUGUUUCCCUCGGUCUCAGUAAAUAAGUGAUAAUUAAAAUAGCCUAUUUAAAUUCUAUUUUACUUCACUAGAAAGCAGUUAGAAAUUAAAAUAGAUAUAAAAUAUACUAUUUUUAAACUCAUAAAAUAAAAUAGGCUGUUUAAAUCCUAUUUUACAUUGCAAGUUAAAUGCCCAAAUUUCAAACAGGAAUAAAAUAUAUUAUUUUAAUCCUAUCUUUCUUUCAUCGUUAGCAAAAUAACAAUAAAAUAGACUAUUGUAAACAUAUUUUGCACGUGCAGAAAAUUACAUAAAUUAAAAUAGAUAUAAAAUAUAGUAUUUUAAAGCUAUUUAUUUUUUAGAAUACACAAAACAGACUAAAGUAGACUAUUUUAAACCUAUUUCACAUUUUAAAAAAUGCCACACUUUUCAAAUAGGGAUAAAAUAUACUAUUUUAAACCUAUUUACUUUCCCUAAUUUGCAAAAUAUAAUAAAAUACACUAUUUUAAUCCUAUUUUACAUUUACAGGAAUUCAGGAUUAAGCACGUAAAUUUGUACAACAUCAAUAAGUUUAAAACACUUUACCCUUAAUAAAGUUAUAGAUCGCCGAUCUUAUAGAUCUAAAACUGUCUGUACCAGUGUAGGUAGUACCAAUGUGAAAAUGCUGUGCUGAGUGGUUAUAUUACUACCUUAAAACAAGCAGAAACUCGACGUUUCGAGCGAAGGCCCUUCGUCAAGAAUUAGUAGCCAACUCUUGACGAAGGGCCGCUACUAACUCUUGACGAAGGGCCUUCGCUCGAAACGUCGAGUUUCUGCUUGUUUUUUUAAGGUAGCACAAGAUCUUAUAGAUCGUCGUUGAUCAGCGUUGCAUUUGUCAGUUAUCAUUACAGUCAAUUUCAACUUACUUUCCCCUAAAAUGUUGCUUACUUUUCACUAAAAUUUCGUUCCGAACUUCACAAACAGGUUUAUAAACUGAGCAUUUGAUUGGCUGGUUUGAUUUAAUAGCCAAUCAGAGGCUAUGUUUACAAACCUAUUUGUGAAAUUCAUUAUGAACUUUUGAACUUGGCAACGAAUUUCAGUGCCUUUUUUAAGGAAUUUUCACUGGGGGGGGAAGGGGGGGGCAAAACAGAAAAAAGGCAGAACGAAAAAUGUGAGCCGUCGAGGUUUGGCAAACGCGCGACUGGCGCGAGUCUGAAGAGAGAUUUUGUUGUAAAACUUUAAUUUAUUAACUUCAGCUAUAUUUUACUUUAAACAAUAACUUCAACUCUUUGUAGCUAUAAUCGUACAGCUAUAACCAGUGGCGUAGCCAAACCUUAAUUUUGCGGGGGCGAACCUGUGAGACCGUCUAGGAGGGUCCGGGGUCCGGAAAAUUAUGAAAUCUAGGGUCCCUGAAUUGCGAUUUCAUGCAUGAUUUUGGGGGUUAAAUCUUGCAGAAUUCCGAAGAUUAUAAAGUACAUCGAAGACAAGAAUAUUUCCAGACAUUUCUACUCGGAAUUAAAUAAAUUGGAAAAGUCACCUUGAAAAAUAGGAGUAGGGGUCAGUGUCACCUUAUUUCCUCUCUGUGAUGCCGGGGGGGGGAUCCCAAUGUGAUUUUGAUCAGAAAUGUUGCAUUUAAAUCAUUUUAGGUUCUAUGAGACACCAUUUCCGCAUUCUAAAAGUUGUGUUGCUUUUUCAUACGAUACAGAAUAAGUCUGAGAAGAAAUAUUCAUGCUAUGAUGAUGCAUACAUGUAUUUAGCAGUUAAAAAUCUAAACUAAAUCUAAUCUUCGUGGAACCAUAUCUACAACUGCUUUAACGAGAUUUCACACAAAUCAAGUUCCUCCAGUAUAUCGUCUUUUUCCUCAGUCGAAACGUAUUUAAUCAGUUUCAGCUUCGAGCAUGUAACGUGUACCCCACCCCCACCCCCACCCAAUUUCUCUACGGAUUUAUCCUUUCUGAGAGAAUGGUUUUUGUGGCGAUUGGGGGGGGGGGGCUCUUAAUAUAACUUGAUAUUUUUAAGAAACAAAUUUUGCAAUAAAACCUAACAAAACACAACGCCUCUGCGGAGGAGAGUGCUAGGAAAUAGUCGCAAGGCUUGGAAAGGCUAGCAUUUUAUCGGAUUGUUUGCAUGAAAUCUAUCGCUAUUAUGAAAUACUCGGUGAAGAACAAUAUGAAUUACACACAAGAUGGCUGUGGAGGAGGCUAUGGAAGGGCAUAAUCUCAUUAUCAAGUAAAUCAACUACAAUUCUGACAGCAAUCAUGAGCAAUUCUGCUUCGCACUUCGGGGGCAGAAAUGGCUUUACUGGGGGGCAAAUUCUUUCCCUGGGGGGGCAAUUGCCCCCCCCCCCCAGAUAUAUAGUUAAAAAGGCACUGUUUCAAAUUCUGACUUUCUAAUCUAGAUUAUCUUGCAAAUGCAACUGGUUGGUCAUACCUGAUGUGGACCUAUAUGAUGAGCAACAGUUCACGUGCCCAACUUCAAAAAUUACUUCAAAUCUAUUGGAUGGAUAUCUUAGACAGAAUAACGAAAGAAAUGAGCAUAUUUUCCGGCGGAAAUGGACUGGAACGAGGAAUGAUUUGAUAAAUAAAAUUAGAAAUGGAAGUAUUAAUUCCUUUUGUGAUCCAGGACGUUCUGGUAUGGAUAAUAUAUAAGAUUUAAUAUAAAGACAUAAACAAUAUUAUUUUUUAGUUAUAAACGAUAUACUAUUCGAUAUAAUUGCGUUAUAGUCAUACCGAGAUUUUACCUUUACGCGUUAAUGUUCUCAAUAGCUCACAUUUGUUUUCCAAUUUCCAUGUUUCAGAAACGACUGUUUUACACACAUGUAAGAAUGGGCAAUACGAUUCUACUGAAGUAACAUAUAAAUAUAACAGCGAUCCAGGCAAGAUGUAUGAAGCAGAUAACAUUUACAUCUUCUUUAGUAAGUUGUUUAAAAUAAUAAUUUAAUAUUCUAUCAAUGUGUUUUUUUGGAUCCACAAGAGCGAAACCUGAGCAUCAUCCGGUAACUCAGUAAUAUUUUCAAACAUAAACUGAAAAAGUUGACUCAAAUCCGAAAUUGAGGUUUUGAAUAUACGUACCAUUCUUGCAAUAAAUAUAGUGAACUUUUCCAUUUCGAGGAUUCGAUCAAAUUGAUCACUUAAAUUUCUAAUAAAAUUAUCUACUGUUAUGGUUGGUUCAAAGUAUCAACACAUAAGUAGUACGAUUGACCAAUUUCUACAGUCUUGGCCAAAAACCGUAGGCCAUAAGUUCAUACUGGAACGAUUAAGCGCUUGCGCAAGUUUUCAAUUACGUUAACUUUUGCCACAUUGUAUAACGACGGUGGCCCCCUCCCCAUUCAAUCUUGUAUCAAUCAUAGGAGUGUUGUCCUAGAUUUCUAGCUAUUAAUUUUAAGUAAAUCAACAUUGAACGGGGGGGGGAGUGGGGAGUACAUGCAUGGGAAAAACCUGUGCCGCGUUCAAGAUUGUAGCUCUUAAUUAGGAGCUGUUUAUAUAUGAGAGGCGGGACGGGACGUUUGCCGGGACGAGAUAAUGAAUGGGAUCCCGGCUUGUAUAUACAUUUCUCUUAUACAGUAUUUAUCACCAGAUGUUUUUGUGGAAGUGGGUCGUUUUUUUGUGCCGGGACGAUAUUAUGCUAUUUCCAUAUAAACAAUUCGUCCCGCCUGGCCGGGACGAUAUUAUGCUGACAUUGCAAUAUAUGGGUGUCCCUUUGUCACGACGGGACAAAGAACGUCCCGCCUCUCAGAAACACAUCGACGUUUCUCAGCUACAACAUCUGCUCACCCACUUUAUUCUGUCUGAUGAUAAUUGUAUGGUUUUCUGAAAGGUUCAUAUAGUUCAUGUAAUGAUGCCAUCGUUUUAUAUUGUAUAGACAAUGGUGAUGAUGGCAGAGCAUCUACUCUAUCGAGCAAAGAAGCAAAAUGCACUAUGCUUUUUGCUGUUAACGUAACAGAUAAUAAGAGGGCAGUAUACGGCAUGAACUUCGAUAAAGCAGGUAUUAAGAAAGUAGUAUUUCCAUAUGGGAUGUACUUGACAAAAUAUUUUAGUUCCAUGCUAAAUUAACAUUUAGAGGUAGUGGUAUGUUUUUAAAAAUGUCGAUAAUAAAAUUGGAAUUAAUAGAUUUUAUUGGCAUGACCUUUCUUGCAGGUAUUAAUAAAGCGUUAACCUAAUAUAAUAGCGCAAUCUAUAGUAGCUGAAUAAACUACAAAGUACAAUCUACACUACAUAUAACAAAUUACCAUAUUUAUUAAAACAAAGUAGAAGUGACUAUGUACUAGUACUGAAGUGACUAUCUACAAAGUAGAAGUGACUAAGCACGCGUAGGAGUGUUUUAUCACAUAUAAAACACGACGCGUAGCGGAGUGUUUUAUAUGUGAUAAAACACGACUAUACAAGUGCUUUAAAUAGCUUAAAAAACGACUCAUCUUAUACGAGUUCAUUGGCGAAGUAAUUUUUAAAAUAAACUUUGUCUAAACCGAGAAAAUCAAAGCUAAAGUUUAUGUGAAUUAACAUGAUUUUUUAUCACAUAUAAAACCACGACACGCUUAUGAUUUUUCUUUGUGUUUUGCUCCUGAAUUAUUAAUGAUUUUUAAAUUAAUUUAUACGGUAAAGAAUAAAAGAAUGGUGUUGAUGUGCUAGGUGCGCUAUGAAAAAAAUUGAGUGAUAUAAAAAUGUGAAAUAUUUUGGAAUUGGAAAGUCAGUCAAAGGGCCCUUUUCAUAAUACAAGUGUAGCAUAAUAAAAUUAAAUAAAAGUGGCAUCCAGUCACGAUUCAGUGGCAGAAUGUUCCAUUAUCUUAUGAUUCUUAUCAAUACAGAAAAUCGUGCUUUUUGAAUCGGAUUAAGAGAAAUCGUCUAUGUUUGUUACGCAUAUAUGCGUGUUACAGCACGUCCGGACAGAUAUCAAAAGCAGUGCAGCAGAUAAAUAUUUUUAUAAAUAUUAUGUAUACAGCUAUUUCAAUUAAGAUUGUCCCCUGAGCAAAGCGGAAAAGUCGAAUACGAGCGCGAAAGGCUUCUGAGUUCUGGGAAUCGCUAAUAAAUGAAUGAGUUUAUUAGCGAUUCCCAGCAGCCUUUCGCGCUCGCAUUCGACUUUUCCGAUUUGCUCGGGGGACAACCUUAAUUGAAAUAGCUGUAUAUACAUAUAAAUAUAGCACAAUCGAUAUCUGUAUACAAUUUAAGUAAGGGGUGUCUUCCAAAAUUAGCAUGACAUUGCAUGUAAAUGUGACAAGGUCAAAGGAGGCUAGGGUACCUUGUUAAUCCCAUUCAAUUGUAACUGCAACUGCUUUCAACCCUUAAUUUGACUAAACCAUUUAUUAUAUUUUCCAGCUUUGACCGGUACUAAGAAUUGUAAAUUAUCCUCGUGUCCUCGGUCCUCGAUAACCCCAAGUGUGGUUGCCUCUCCUGCCACGAUACCAGUAAUAACAUCAACAACAACACCAACAACAACAACAUCAACAACAACAUCAACAACACCUAUGCUAAGUGGACCACAAGGUACAGAGGUAGCACCAAAUUCAACGAAAAUUAUUGGGUCGGCAAAACCUGCAGGUACAGUACUCAGUAGUUUACUUGUUGUUGUCAAGAGAGGUUGAAGGAUAAUCCAUUUUUGAAAGAAAGAGAAUGACGAGGGACACCAUUAAUGGUGUGGACGUUGUAGGCCUACAGUAGAUUUAUGAAAGCAAAUCGUAACUUAUUUACUUAUUUUCAUUCUACAGCAACCCAAAAGCCAAACAGCCCAGUUCCAUGUACUGACAACUGGCUGAAUGUCACAAUUUUCAUUGUGGCAAUCAUUGGUGCGUUUCUUGCUGGCAUGUUCUCCAUUGUAUUCGUUUUUGCCUUGAAAAUAGCGUUGAAUAAAAAAGGUAGACAUUUCACUAUUUAGCCAAUUUAUAUAUUUACUAGAUGAAUGCGUAAAUAUUAUGUCUUGUGUUCAUUUGAAAUUUAAGUAAAAUUUGCAAAACAUACACAGACCCAGUUUGAAUUCUUACUUACACUCAAAUUUCAGUUUCCACUGAUCAAGAACCGUCUUUAAAAACGUUAUUUCAAUGUUCUUAUUCGUGUUGUUCAUAUUUAGUUAGGAAGACGGAACCCGAAUCGUUAACGUUAGAGAAUCUACGUAAGUAAAAACAUCACGAACUGUGUAUAGUUUGCAAAUUUUAACCGUGAACUCUACAUGUAAACUUUAAUAAUCAGUUUACAUUGCCCAUUGGAAUUGCCAGGUUUCAACACGUCUAAGUCUAGGGGUCCACUUGCCUGCACUAUACUUCCAUUCCAUCCCAAAUAUCAAUUAAGUUUCCUAAGCUAUGUCUAUAGUGCAUGUGUUUCUUUACAAUACUGUUUAGCUUAGUCACUGUCUUCAUAUAUUUCCCAGUCGUCUUCUGAGAGAUGCGCGUGAAAUUAUACCAUCAACUCAUUUCCAUGUGAUGAAGUAAAGAAGAGUAUUGAAAACGUCGUUUUAUAAUUAUAGAUACUUAGUCUUAUAGCUUGAAGGCAAAUUAAAAGGUCUACAAUCUAAUUUUUUUUGUAGAUCGUUUUAGUGCUAAUGGCAAAGAAUCUUCACCGUAUGGUUCGCCAAGACAGACUGAAGUAUGUCAUGACGAAGGACAAAAAGCAAAAGAGAAAAAUCAGUUCAUUGAUAAGCUAUAACAUGAAGUGGUCAUGGCUGAGUUUAUCGAGUGUCGACGAACAGUGAUAGAUACACAGGUUCCAACUAGCCCUCCCUCUUUCUGUGACACACAUUCACCUAAAUGACAUACAAUGUCAUCCACCUAAAUGACACACAUCCACCUAAAUGACACACAUCCACCUAAAUGACACACAUCCACCUAAAUGACACACAUCCACCUAAAUGACACACAUCCACAGGGCCGCCGAGAGGUUGGCUGAGGCCCGGGGCAAAUUUUUUUAGGGGCCCCUAUUUCAAAAUUUUUUUUUGGGUACAACUCCCCCCCCCCCGUCGACAAGAAAAAAAUUUUCCGGACGAGUGCUUUGCAAUUGCUUUCCAGGAACUUUAUCUCAAUUUUCCAUACCAAAUUUCGGUACUUAACCCAAAAAACAAAUAUCUUGCCCUUUACGCGGAAAUAUUUAACCCACAAAAAUUUUCAGGGGCCCCCAGCACCUCGGGGCCCGAGGCAAUUUCUCCCCCCUCCCUGCCCCCCCCUCUCGGCGACCCUGCACAUCCACCUAAAAUGACACACAUCCACCCACCCCCACCCCCAACGACUGAUUUUACUAAACAAAAGUGAAUGGUAAAUUAGGGAAGAAAUACUUUGAUUGAUGAAAAAUGAGUGUUAAACACGAGCAAAGCAAGUGAUGAGAUUAACAUUAUAUUAAUAAAAUAGAGAUUAUACUUUAUAUAUAAAGUUAAUUAAUUCAUAUUGGUAAUUAAAGUUAUGUAAGAUUUAGAGUAUAUUGACUAUUGUAAAUUAUGGAG